Molecule: messenger RNA, 1075 nt
Organism: Diospyros lotus (date-plum)
Lineage: Eukaryota; Viridiplantae; Streptophyta; Magnoliopsida; Ericales; Ebenaceae
Exons: 3
Coding region: 147-1052 (301 amino acids)
Source: RefSeq, a predicted model, not a curated record
GUUAUGUGGCUAUAUGACGGAGUCUAUACAACAUAUUUUCUUCAUGUGUCCUUUUACCUUGGCAGUGUGGAUAUGGUGCGGGUGUUUUGGGGAACGAGGUUUACUUUAAUUGUGUGUCAUGUGCCCAUCACUCAUGCGACCAAACCAUGGUGUCAUCAUCAUCACAAUACAUUAUACAACAUUUUACAGCAGCUACGGGUUGCCGAAAGCUAGAGGGGACAGCAAAGAAUAUUUAUGCCACGGGAAAAGUGGCAAUGGCGGUGGUUGAUCACGAUCAGGUGGGAUUGGGAGUGGGAGGAGGACCCUUGGCUGCCUCUGCUGCUGCAUUGUCCAAUAAUGCUAAUCUGCAAAAGGGUUGCUUUGUUAUGUGGCAAAUGCUACCUAACAAAUGGCUUAUUGAGCUAGCUGUUGCAGGUCAAAAAGUUGUGGCUGGUAGUGAUGGUGAUUUGGCUUGGCGCCAUACCCCUUGGCUAGGCGUUCAUGCUGCUAAAGGUGGCUCUCGCCCUCUUCGCCGUUCUUUCCAGGGACUGGACCCAAUGGCUAUAGCAACUAUCUUCUCCCAGGCAGAAUACAUGGGAGAAAAAGAAAUCUUUGGAGUUGAUUGCUUUGUCCUAAAACUGUCUGCCAAUCACGCAGACUUAGCCGAACGCAGCGACAACACGGCAGAGAUGAUCAAGCACGCAGUUUUUGGCUACUUUAGCCAAAGGAGUGGAUUGCUGAUAUACUUGGAGGACUCGUACUUGACCAGAAUACAGUCGCCAGGCUCACUCCCAACGUAUUGGGAAACCACAAUGGCAACAAAAAUGGAAGAUUAUCGCAGCGUAGAGGGAGUGAAGAUCGCACAUUCAGGUCAAUCAACUGUGGUCAUCACAAGAUUUGGAGACAAUUUGAAGAUUGGCCCUGCCUUCACGAGGAUGGAAGAAAUAUGGACCAUUGAUGAUCUUGCUUUUAAUGUCCCUGGCCUUUCUGUAGAUUGCUUCAUUUCUCCUAAAGAACUACAGAAAGACUAUCCAGAGGAGAACUUAGACUGGAGAUCACCAUUGCAUCAAUGACAAUCAUCAAUUAUUUUCUAUAA